Molecule: messenger RNA, 2212 nt
Organism: Sebastes umbrosus (honeycomb rockfish)
Lineage: Eukaryota; Metazoa; Chordata; Actinopteri; Perciformes; Sebastidae
Gene: tada2b
Product: transcriptional adaptor 2B
Exons: 2
Coding region: 26-1501 (491 amino acids)
Biological process (GO): regulation of transcription by RNA polymerase II; chromatin remodeling
Cellular component (GO): SAGA-type complex; nucleus
Molecular function (GO): chromatin binding; transcription coactivator activity; zinc ion binding
Source: RefSeq, a predicted model, not a curated record
AACAAGAAACAGGAGCCAAGGCAUCAUGGCCGACCUAGGGAAGAAGUACUGCGUAAACUGCCUCGCAGAUGUUACCAACCUGCGGCUUCGUUGCACAGACUGCCCGGAUAUAGAGCUGUGUCCGGAGUGCUUCUCGGCGGGCGCGGAAAUCGGUAACCACCGGAGAUGGCACGGCUACCAGCAGGUCGACGGCGGUCGCUUCUCUCUCUGGGGUCCCGAGGCAGAGGGAGGAUGGACCAGCAGGGAAGAGCAGUCGCUGCUCGAUGCCAUCGAGCAGUAUGGAUUUGGAAACUGGGAGGACAUGGCCGCUCACGUCGGAGCAUCCCGAACUCCUCAGGAAGUCAUGGAACACUAUGUUACCAUGUACAUCCAUGGAAACCUGGGUAAGGCGUGCAUCCCGGACAGCAUUCCCAACCGGGUGACGGACCACACCUGCCCGAGUGGCGGGCCCCUGUCGCCCAGCCUCACCACCCCGCUCCCUCCGCUGGAUAUCAGCCUGGCCGAGCAGCAGCAGCUGGGCUACAUGCCGCUACGCGACGACUACGAGAUCGAAUACGACCAGGACGCGGAGAAGCUCAUCAGCGGGCUGUCUGUGAACUACGACGACGAGGACGUGGAAAUCGAAAUGAAACGCGCUCACGUGGACAUGUACGUGCGCAAGCUCAGAGAACGGCAGCGACGUAAGAACAUCGCCCGGGACUACAACCUGGUGCCCGCGUUCCUGGGCCGGGACAAGAAAGACAAGGAGAAGGAGAAACCAGGAGCGCCGGGAGUCACGGGCGCCGCCGGCGGCGUGGGUGGCGCAGGAGCUGGCGGCGGCACGAUUGGAUCCGGUUCCACGACAGCAGCGGGAUCCGGUCCCGUUCCCAGCACGCCCAAAAGAAAGAUCACCAAGGAAGAGAAGGAUCAGCGGGUCAGACUGCGGGGGCUCUGCCAGUUCAUGGCCCAUCGGGAAUUUGAAGACUUCUUUGAGAACAUGCACAAAGAGCGCGUGCUAAGGGCAAAAGUGCGUGAGCUGCAGCGCUACCGCCGCAACGGCAUCGCCCGCCUGGAAGAGUCGGCGGAAUACGAAGCGGCGCGCCACAAACGGGAGAAACGCAAGGAGAACAAAAGCGUGGUCACCUCCAAACGGGGCAGCGGAGGCGGCGGCGCGCUCGGCUCUGGGUUGGGACUCGGCGGUGGAGCCGGAGGCGGAGGAGGCAUCGCCGGAGGGUUGGGGGUCGUGAUCAAAGAAGAGUGCAAAGACGGCGAGUUCGCCGCCAUCGAGAAUCUGACGGGCUUCGAGCUGCUGUCAGACCGAGAGAAGGUGCUGUGUAACUCUCUGAACCUCAGCCCGGCACGCUACCUGACUGUCAAAACCAUCAUCAUCAAAGAUAACAUGCAGAAAAGGCAAGGCAUCCCGGCCAAGAGCCGGCUGCCCAGCUACCUGGACAAGGUCCUCAAGAAGCGCAUUCUCACCUUCCUCACGGAAAGCGGCUGGAUAUCCAGAGACGCCUCUUAGCGAUCCGUCUUCGGUCAGGAAGUAAUAAGUUGACGAUCACUGGUAGCUGAUUUGCUGUAAGCUCCGUAGACAGGACAGAACUUUUUUUUCAAAGGGGACCUUGUGAAUAUGUAAAUUGCAAAGAAAGAGGAUGGGAAAAAAAAAAAGUUUAUUUUCAUACCAGGGAUAGGAACAAAGACGAGCCUAUAUUUUUACAUUUGGAAAGGGACGGGGGGUGAAAAACAAACUCUGUGGAUUUCAAAUACUUUGUGUCCUUAUUGUUUCUACAUGAAUGAGAACUACAAUGCUGACAGGUAAACAAACAUCGACUGGUUCAAAAGCCAUCUCAAGCUGCAUUUUUGGGGUGAAUGUUGGGUGACAGAAUUGAUCGCCGUCGCGGUCGUAGAUGUUUUUGAGGAUCUCUCAAACUCUCGGUUUCUCAUCGGUUAAAGCCCGACCGCUAGCUGUUCAAAUUUCUGUAACAUUUUAAGGCCUUCGUUUCCUAGACAUUGUCAUACAUCUUCAGUAAACUCUCAAUUCUCUGACUUAUUGUUUCCCCUUCUUACUGCCUACAAGGGAAGGAAAAGAACCAUCAUCUAGCUUUCUCUGGACUGGGUCAGAUAGACAUAGAGCGAUACAUCUGCUGAUGUUUGAUCAUAUAUAUAUCAGUAUUGGCACAUAUGUCAGCCAAUAAGCAACAAGAAAGUGUGUGUAAAGAAAUGCCAAAGAAUA